GACUAGGCAGCAGGAAACUUGGGAUUCUUGGAAACUUUUGCUGCUAACAUGUGGUAGAUAGCAACACUCUCACGCCACUACAUAGCUUAUCGACCGUUGACUAGUGUAUUCAUUUCUCUCCUACUGCUUCGCUUCCAUCUCUUCCACUACGGUCGAUUCUCAGGUGAGUGAAAACCUGUUUCUUCUCUAUCAUUUUCCUGUUUUUUAUGUUCUUGAAUUGGAUUAUAUCAUUUUUUCUGAAGUUGUAUAGUGAUCAGUACUGGUAUUCUUAAUCUUGCCCUCGUUCGGUUGCCCAGAAAACCGAAGAAAAUUAGGUAGAAAGUGAAAUCCACAAUUUUCUGGGUUGAUCUUUGCUGUUUUCUCAUUUAUUUUUAAGAGGAAAAUUUUGUGAAAUUAAUCGUAUGAUGGGGUGUUUACUUUUUAGUGCAAGAGUGCAUUCUUUUCAGUUUCACCUGUAUGAAUAUAAACGUAUACAAUUGUAGACAGAGAAAAUAAGAGAGAGAGAAGCAUGUGUGAAUCGAUAUCUUGGCCGUGGAGGUCGAAGGGGUCCAUUGGCUGAUGGCUUAGGCCAUUGUGGGAAGAUACCGUCUCCAACUUAGUAGUGGAACUUUGACAUGGACUCCUUAUUUAGAGUGCUCCUGGUUGGUGUCCUCCUCCUAUGCCUUUUGUCUCCUCCGGUGUUUUGUGCAUCUGAUGAUGGACUGUUGAGAGUUGGACUGAAAAAGAGAAAAUUGGAUGACAUCACUAGACUUAGAGGACAUUUAGCAACCAAGGAAGGGGAGUCAUUGGGAGCUUCCACAAGAAAUUAUCAUCUUCGCGGCAAUGUAGGUGAUUCAAACACUGAUAUUGUCACACUAAAGAACUAUAUGGAUGCUCAGUAUUACGGAGAGAUUGGUAUUGGCACUCCCCCGCAAAAAUUCACUGUGGUUUUUGACACUGGAAGUUCCAAUCUUUGGGUGCCCUCUGCAAAAUGUUAUUUCUCGGUUGCUUGCUAUUUGCAUUCCUACUACAAGUCAAGCCAUUCGAGUACUUACAAGAAGAAUGGUGUGGUUCCACUUGCUGGCAAAUCUGCUGCAAUUCAAUAUGGAAGCGGAUCUAUUUCAGGUUUCUUCAGCCAAGACUCCAUCAAAGUUGGUGAUCUUGUUGUUAACAAUCAGGAUUUUAUCGAGGCAACGAAAGAGCCAAGCAUCACAUUCGUGGCAGCAAAAUUUGAUGGCAUACUUGGGCUUGGAUUUCAGGAGAUCUCUGUGGGAAAUGUUGUUCCUCUCUGGGACAAUAUGGUCAAUCAAGGUCUUGUUAAAAAACCAGUUUUUUCCUUUUGGUUUAAUCGCAAUGCUGACGAGGAAGAAGGGGGUGAAAUUGUCUUUGGUGGGGUUGAUUAUAGUCAUUUCAAGGGUGAGCACAACUAUGUUCCUGUGACCGAGAAAGGCUAUUGGCAGUUUGACAUGGGUGAUGUCCUAGUUGAUGGUGAAACAACUGGUAAGUUUAUGGAGCCCCUGUUUGUCCUUGCUAGAAGACAUUGA
Messenger RNA from Ilex paraguariensis (yerba mate), 1523 nucleotides. The record is from the annotation of a GenBank genome assembly. Lineage: Eukaryota; Viridiplantae; Streptophyta; Magnoliopsida; Aquifoliales; Aquifoliaceae.